AUGUUCAAGACAUUGAGCCUCCUCCUGUGUGCUUCGGCUGCAUGCGCCAAGCCCACGAUUCUCAAGAGGCAAGAUGUUGCUGGCGAGGUGGUUCCGGACAAGUACAUUGUGCAGCUCGCACCGAAUGCUGUGCUCGAUGACAAGCUCAUCCAGAAGCUCAAGGACGAGUCCGGAAUCAAGGUCAACAAAACGACAUCUUUCAACUUGGAUGGCUUGAAGGGGUUCACCGUCAAGGCCAACGACAGUGCCAUCGACUCUCUUGCCGAAUACAGCAGCCUGAUCUCUGUCGAACCCGUGACCGUCAUUCGAGCAGCGAUCAUUCCACGACAGGCUACCGCAGGGACGCUUGUUGCAAAAGAUGGCACUUGGGGCCUUGAUCGCAUAUCCCACAGAAGUUGGACAUACACGAGUCGAGAUUUCCCGGAGAACAAGACGGAAUAUAUCUACAAGUCUGUUGCGGGUGUGAAUACGGUCACUUAUGUCGUGGACACUGGCAUUUAUACUGCCCACAGCGAUUUUGGCGGCAGAGCUUCGUACGGAGCCAACUUCAUCACAAAUGAGGGACCUGAAGACAAGAACGGCCAUGGAACACACGUUGCAGGCACAAUCGGCGGCACUAAAUUCGGCGUCGCAAGGAGAGGGAAACUCGUCUCUGUCAAGGUCCUGAAUGUCAAUGGUACUGGUGACCUUUCAGGAAUCAUCUCGGCUCUCGACUGGAUCAACAAGGACGUCGCGGCUAAUAAAGCCAGUCGUCGUGGCUCGGUUGUCAACAUGAGCAUCGGAGCCAGUUUCAGUCAAACUCUCAAUGAUGCUACGAACGCCCUUGCCAACGCUGGUAUACUCGUAGUUGUUGCCGCUGGCAACAGUGCCGUGGAUGCAAGCACACAGUCUCCGGCUUCCGCGACUGGAGCGUGUACGAUUGGAUCCAUGUCAUAUUACAACUCGGCGAACACCUACUCCAACUUCGGGCCAAAAGUGGCUUUACACGCACCAGGCUUCCGCGUGCGAUCAGCGGGCAUCGCAGGUCCUAAUGCCGUGGCUGAAUUGUCCGGCACCAGCAUGGCAUCUCCACACGUUGCUGGAGUUGGAGCAUACUUGAUGAGUGUCAGCACUUCGUACACGGGAAGCAAUUUGUGCAAGAGGAUGCAGCAGUUUGCUACGCGGAAUCAGCUCAAGAAGGACGACGGCACAGCAUUGGGAAACAACACACCGAAUUUGAUUGUUUGGAACACGGCUACAAAGCCACGAUGA
This is a messenger RNA of Cercospora beticola, 1251 nucleotides long. RefSeq names its product S8 family peptidase. Gene Ontology annotation, biological process: proteolysis. Gene Ontology annotation, molecular function: serine-type endopeptidase activity. NCBI's taxonomy places the organism in Eukaryota, Fungi, Ascomycota, Dothideomycetes, Mycosphaerellales, Mycosphaerellaceae. The record is from RefSeq and is a predicted model, not a curated record.